Messenger RNA from Penaeus indicus, 3726 nucleotides. RefSeq lists its product as uncharacterized. The record is from RefSeq and is a predicted model, not a curated record. Gene Ontology annotation, molecular function: glycerol-3-phosphate O-acyltransferase activity. Gene Ontology annotation, cellular component: mitochondrial membrane. Gene Ontology annotation, biological process: triglyceride biosynthetic process; glycerol-3-phosphate metabolic process; phospholipid biosynthetic process. Lineage: Eukaryota; Metazoa; Arthropoda; Malacostraca; Decapoda; Penaeidae. The transcript has 4 exons. Bases 22 to 657 code for a protein of 211 amino acids.
ACAGCUACCAGUCUGUUGUCAAUGCUUAGCUGUGAUCUGUGGAGCUACAGAGAGUGCUCUCCUGACAUUCUGAUAGACAGGGAAAAGCUCAUCAAACGAGCAGCUCACUUAUCAAAACUUUUAGAGUACGAAUUUAUCCUGACACCCCCAUGUGGAAGUUUGGAAGCCAAAAUCCACCAAACCGUUGACAACUUGGUAGUUACAGGCCUACUGGUAGAUGCAGGGAAAACUGGUUCAAGAUGGAUUGAGGACUCCGAUGAGGAUGAUGUGUCCUAUUCUCAGUGUUAUAAGGUGUCACCUUCCACUGCCAUUUUGGAAGUUAUUGGGGCUUGGAAGUCAAUGAUCGCUCCAAUGUUGGAUGCAUAUUACUGCACUGCUUGUAACUUGCAAAUGCUGGUUGGCAGACAGGUACCUGAUGUAAAGUUCAUCCAGAAUACACAAAGCUACAUAAAUGACUUACUGCAGAAGGGCUCACUGAGAUAUGGGGAGAGUAUAUGUGUGGAUCCCAUCCGUAAUGCUGUCAAGCUUUUUGAGUCCCAGUCGAUCAUUGAAAGUUACACCCAUGACAGCGUUCGGUUGUUGUACCUCAGCAGCCACUACGACUCAGAAGAACAGCUUAGUUCCCUGUUGCUUGAUAUCGAUAGUUUUAGAUCUUGAAUCUGCUGUGAGAGAAAAAGAAAAUUGUUUGUGUAAAUUGUUCCACCUUUUACCAGUAAAAAUAACAGCAGUGCAUUUUGAUUGUCACAUUUACAGGGAAUUUUGUUUCUUGAUUAGAAUAGUUUGGUGAGGAUUGCAUUUUUUCAAUGUUGAUAUUGAUAAUGAUGAUAAACAUAAUGUAAAAUAUUUUCAUAAUCUUUGAUAUAGUUUUCUUGUUUUUAUUAUUAUUAUAAUCAUUAUCAUUAUUACUGUUAUUACUACUACUAUUAUUAUCAUUAUUAUUAUUAUUAUUAUUAUUAUUAUUAUUAUUAUUAUUAUUAUUUAUUAUUAUUAUUAAUAUUUAUUAUUAUUAUUAUUAUUGUUAUUAUUAUUAUUAUUAUUAACAUUAUUAAUAUUAUUAUUGCUAUCAGUUGUUAUUAUUGAUGAAUUCUUCUUUUUAGAAGGCAUAUGUGAUACUGAUCUGUUAUGUUCAGUGAGACAUGUUCUUUUUCUUAUUUCAAUUUGAUUGUGAUCAGAAUGCCAUGAUUAUAAUUUUCUAAUGCAUUUUAUAUUUUGGUGAAUGAAGUUUAAUCAGGUUUUUGUUGCCGAGGUAUAGACUUGGUACAGUAGCAUUUUUGGCAAAUUGAAGGAAGUCUCUCUUCUGCCUCUCCCUUUCUCUUUGUACAUCUGUUCUUGUCUCUUCUUAAUAUAUACAUAUACAUGUAUAUAUGUAAAUUGGUCUGUAAACACACACAAAUACACACACACACAUAAAUAUAUACACACAAACAAAUGAAUGCAGACUAGAUAUUUCCUUUUUCUUAAAUUAUUUCUGUUUCCCAUAUAUACCAUCAAAGUGUAUUUUUAAAUCUAAAAAUUGGCUUGAUAAAGCAAAACAAACAUGCCUGUUGUGUUAUAGAAUAUUUAACAUAUAGUGAUAACAAUUUUAGUAAGUGAUGAUAUUAUUGAUGAGUGACAUAAACAAAAUCCAAAAUCUGUUUCAAAAUCAGAUAAGCAUGAGAGUGUGUAUGUAUGUGUACAGACAUCUUUUUAUAUGCAAAGAUUUAUAUUAUUUCUGUUUUUGUUUUGAUGGAUGGGUGGUAAAAACUGAAUGUCAGGUAAUAUUCCUGUGUGAGAUGUACAUAUUUAAUUUCAUUGGCAGUUAGGAUACAGAGCAGUUCCUUCCGUUUUGUAUUUUUUGUAGUAUUUUUUUUUUUUUUUCUUUUAUAUGAAGGUUUUGUUUAUGUUGGUCAUGUGCCAGACAAAGAUGUUGCAACAAGGUACAUAAUUAAGAGAAAAAAUAAACUAACAUAUUUAGUAUUUAAAAACCAUGCAAAGGAUUCUUACGAUAUCUAGCAAGAAAGAAUUGAAGAGAUGCAAUAUUUGAUAAUGAAGGUCCUCUUAAUUCUAAUUAAAACCACUUUCAUUUAUUAAUUAGACAAUUUUGCAGUUUGUACAUUUGUAAAAAGCUAUGCAUAAAUGCAUACUCUUCUCACACCGAAAACUGAAAAAUAUAAAAAAGAAAAAAAAGGAAAGGAAAGUAAUUAACACCCCUGUACCUUGGACUCAUAAGGUAGUAAGCAUUUUAGGAGAAAAUUGUAACUAGAAAGAUUAAUUUGAAAAUGGUUUGUAAGCAUUCCACAUGGCACUGAUCCUUGUAAGUGUAGAGGAAAAGUGGAUAAUUGAUGUUAACCUCAGGUUCUGCUGUUGGCUACCGCAUCAUGUUGUAUUUAUUUAUUAUUUCGUUUUUCUUUUUUUCUUUUUUUCUAUCUUCAUCUGUGCAAAUAUGGCCUAAAGAUUUGAUUUACUCACAGUUCGUGUAUUGUAUAUCAAGAGUGACCUUAUAAACAGAAAAGUUUGGUAUUAAACAGUAAGGGUUAAUCACAGCAUUUUGGCAACAAACGAGUUAGUCCUAAUGUAAAUACUUGGGGGGGGAAAAAAAAAAACAGUAUUAGUAUAUUACACUUACAUAACAUUCUUUGUCUUACAAAGGAAGAUGUUUUAAAAAAUUAGCAGGACUUUCUCAUUAAUGUUGUGAAUCACUUGUAGCUCACAUAUAUUUCAUAUAUGCACAUUUACUGUUGUAAAUAGAGUACUAGAUUUCUAUUUCCAAUAUACAAGUUAACUAAUUUGGAUCAUAGCAAGUAAUAAGAAUAGACAAGUGUAUUUUCUACAAUAUUGGAAAUCUUUUAACCACUUUAGGAAUCCCCUGCUGAAAUUUUACACACUAAAAGGUAGACAAAUUUACUUUUGGUGCCAGUUAUAAAAUAUGGUGGUUGGUUCAUAAUAGGAUAGAGGGCUGUUUAUGUUGAACAGUUUAUAAUAAAAUCAAGUUCAAGUUCACUUUUUUUCUGUUGAAAGUAUUUCCACCUUAAUAUGAAAAAUUUUGCUUAUAGAGGGGCUGAAUACAGUGUUUAAUGUGUUAUAUAUAUUCAUGAAUAAUGCAGUCUCUAAUUCUAGUCAAUGAACUAUAAGCAGAAAGGACAACAGGAUGUAUUUUGAGGGAUCACUCGGGCUGCGUAGCUGAAGGACCCUCCCCUCCCCUCCCCUCCCCUACCAUGUCCUGUGUGCUGUAACAUUGCUCUAGUGAUAUAUACUCCAGCAACCCCACCUUCAGUUGGGAGUUCCUCUAUUGACAUUUUAAGUCUGGCUAUUUAUUUUUAUUCUGUAAUAACUUGUAUGGUGAUAAGUUUAUUGUAAAGGGAUAUAUACUAUCAGAAUAGUUACAAACAUUGGGGAAUUUGAAUAACUGUAUAUUCAGUUAUAAAGACUCACUGUUGUUUUGAUAUGUACAAUAAAUAGGCAAUGUAGUUGCAGACAUUUAGGGACAGUUGCUGAGUUUCCUAUUUAUUUAGUGAAAGUCAUGUAGCUGUGUUUUAUGUACGAAACUUCACUUCAGAUCCAAACCUGGAAGUGCAAUCAUGAUGGAAAUAUGCAUGUACAUAGCAUUUCAUAUUUAUUCACUGUUGCUCUUUAGACUCAGUGUGAAAUUUAUUUGUAUUAUGAUUGGUUAUUUUACUUACUCAUGCCAUUGCUAGUUUAAAUUGUAUCAUGUUGCAAGCAUUUGUAAUAAACUGUAAAACAUUCAAA